UAAAGACCAAAUUCUACUGGUAUCUACUGAGAUGGAGAGAUUUGGCCUUCUGAUGCCCUAUAAAAAGAUGUCAAUGUUUAGUGAUAUCAUCAUUUUAAAGGAUUAUCCUCAACUUUCAUCAGUCGACCAAAUGUCUCUUUUAUUGAUGGGGAAAAUGAACGACUUAAAACCGUCUUUAAACUGGUAUGAAGACCUUCAGACAUCUGAUAUACAACUCAAGUUGAAAGUAUUAUUUUCUGAAGGUUUUCCACCAGGAUGUUUAGAAAGAUACAUUGGUGCUGUAUAUUUUGUUUACAAAUACGUAAAUAAUUACUAUUAUGGAUGGAAGUCUGGCAUAUUACUGCGAAUAAAUGAUGUUUAUAUCUAUAUAACAACACAGAAUGAGUCAUUAGAGUAUUUUGUCCGAACAGACAUAGAUUUAUAUUCUAGUUUUGAAGACGCAUGUAAAACACUUUGGAUGACUGUCAGUUUAGCACUGGACUGUUUUUUAAAUCAUAUUUCAAUCUGGCCAGAACUGAGUUAUCAGGUAUACCUGUCUGCCGAUGGAGAACAAUUUCGAUCAUGCAGUGUAAUAGGUGCCAGUUCUUUGACUUCCUUGUUGACUAAUAGAUAUAAAAAGAAAGAUGGCAUGGAAGAAGGAUUAGAAACAAGAGUAAAGAUACUAUUUCCAUUUCAAGAUUUUGAAGUUACAGAUGAAAACGAUGUUAUUCAACAAUGGACACUUUAUUUAAAAAGUAAAGCAGGGAAGUCUUUGGAAAAAGAUAUAAAAGAAACACAGCCAGCUUUAGAAUUACAAAUGAUAAAACCAAAAACAACUGUAAGGAAAAAUAAGCGUAAAGAUAUAACUUGGAAUGUAAAGACGACUGAUAAACCUACCUGCUCGAGUACAGAAAGUAUACAUACAAAUCCGAAUACUAAAACAGUCAAAUGUAUUGCAAAUGAUGCUAAGCUACAAUCGAGAAUAGGUAAACCAACAGUUAAACAAAAAUUGACGAAAACAGAGGAUUUAGCAAAACCUUCAUCUGUCCCUACAUAUGACAAUAACAUAGAACGGUGUAAAGCAGAUGUUGAAAUGGAUAUUCAGAAGGCAGUUGGGUCAUUUGUUGCGACCAUCUUAGCUUCAGCUGUAGCUGCUUAUAUAGGAGAGGAAAGUGGUAGACGGGGGAAAUGGACAACGUAUCAGGCAUCAGUUGCAUCAGAAAUGGCAGAAGCUAUCAUGUUUGUAAAUUCAAAUGACGUAAUGGCCGCAGCAAAUACAAUUAUAAAUACUGUGGAAAAAGCUGAAAAACCAGACCAUUCAAAUACACGUCAAUGUUGUCUAGAUGGAUCAUUAUGUUACUGUGGGCAUAAUAAAGAACAAAGAGAGCAGAGGAGUAAACUAAGCUCAAUUUGUACACUAUUGUAAAUUUGAUUACGUUAUAGUGACGUCUUUAAAGACCAUAAUAUGAUUUUUUUUUUUGUCAUGUUCGGAAUAAUUCAUGCAAUUUCAAUAUUGUCUUGAUGUGUAUAAUAUGUUAAAUAAAUUAAACUAGAGGCUCUAAAGAGCCUGUGUCGCUCACCUUGGUAUAUGUGAAUAUUAAACAAAAGAAGCAGAUAGAUUCAUGACAAAAUUGUGUUUUGGUGAUGGUGAUGUGUUUGUACAUCUUACUUUACUAAACAUUCUUGCUGCUUACAAUUAUCUCUAUCUAUAAUGAACUUGGCCCAGUAGU
Messenger RNA from Mytilus trossulus (common blue mussel), 1709 nucleotides. RefSeq lists its product as uncharacterized. Lineage: Eukaryota; Metazoa; Mollusca; Bivalvia; Mytilida; Mytilidae. Bases 32 to 1405 code for a protein of 457 amino acids. The record is from RefSeq and is a predicted model, not a curated record. The transcript is spliced from 7 exons.